Molecule: messenger RNA, 2468 nt
Organism: Cydia pomonella (codling moth)
Lineage: Eukaryota; Metazoa; Arthropoda; Insecta; Lepidoptera; Tortricidae
Product: oxidative stress-induced growth inhibitor 1-like
Source: RefSeq, a predicted model, not a curated record
GCUGCUGUCAACAGAAAAGGGAAAAAGGACGAAUAGCGACAGAAACACUUGGCGAAGUACGGAGAUUGCUUGCUUCGUAUUGUCGUAAAUUCGAUGUUUAUUUAUUCUGACCUUUAGCUACACAAAAGCUAUAAGCCUCAUUACCAUUAACUUUACCGUAAAUCAUUCAUAUGUAAAUAAUUUAGUUUGUGCGUGAAAUUUAGUGAUACACCAGUGCGACACCGGAAUGCGUUAAGCCUUACAUUUUGAAUAGACCCAGUGAAGUCCGAUGCAACCGCUCAGCCAGCCCAUUUCCUGUGGGUGCACAUCGAGUAACAUAACAUAUAUAACCUAGUCAGCAGGACUAUAAUCUGCAUGUGAUAUAAUUUAUUCUAGUUAUAUACAAUAACGACUAAAGAGAAACAUACACAUACUCCAAAUAAACGAUUAGAACGUUCUCCAAAAUAAUUAGAGAAACUAGAAUUAAUACUAAUAAGAUAAAGGAGAAAUAUUACUUGAACCUGUACUCAGAAAUACUGAAGAAGGUAAAUUAAAUUAAGUACGAUAAUAAUAUAAUUAAAGAAGACACGCUUAAAUAAGAAGAUUUAAAUAUAGAACAAGAUUUAAUUGUUAAUAAUAAAGAAGAUAUCCUGAGGAUAGCACAAAACAUAAUGAGGGACAGCCAGAAACCUUGCCAGCACACGUUGACAGACGAUGCGGUGUACAAAGAAGUGGUUGUAAUAGGUAACGGCCCCAGUGGGAUGGUGACGUCAUUUAUGCUAGCCGGCAACGUGCCAUAUCUCAAGGAAGUGCCCGCAGACCUACCCAUUGACGAUAUGCUUAGGGCCAGAUUGGAAAACAUACCAGCAGGUCAGAGCCUUUACGAGGCUGACCUCUCAGAGCUCGCAGAAGGCCUGGAGGGCAGGAGCCAGAACCCCAUUCCACUGCUGAUGGAUAAUUUAUUAAGGCCGUGCGCAGACCUGGGCAUCCCGGCAGACUCGCUCAUUGAGUGGAAAUAUGACGUAGAAAAACAAAUAGAUCACAUAGUCCUAGGUCGGGGCCCUCCCGGCGGCGCGUGGCACACCUUCCCCCCCUCCGUACUCACCCUCUCACCCGCAGCGUGGCUCUCGCUCCCACCAUACCCGGCCGAGGGAGAGGGCAGACUACCAGCACGCGCUGUAGCGAACUACUGUAGGAGAUAUGUUCAGAAGUGUAAACUACAGCGCUACUUCCGGUCGGGCGUGAUCGUGUCGAGCGUGCGCGGCGCGCCGCGCGCGGGCGCGCCGUGCGCCGGCGCCUGCCCGCACGGCGCGCGCUAUGUCGUGUCCGGCUACGACAAGUCGUGCGGCCGGCCGUUCCGCAUCCUGUGCAAACGCGUGGUGGUGGCUUGCGGCGGCGGCGACCGCCCCAACACGCUGGCGCCGGCCGCGGCGCCGUGCGCGCUGCACUCGCUCAGCGCGCUGCAGAGGGCGCUGCCCACCAACAUUCCGAAUGCAUUAGAUCCGCCCGUGGUGCUGGUGGUGGGGUCGGGCGUGAGCGCGGCGGACGCGGUGUGGCUGGCGCUGGCGGCCGGCUGCCGCGUGGCGCACGUGCACCGCGCGCCCGCGCCCGCGCUGGCCAGGCUGGACCCUGACGCCUACCCGGAUUAUACGCAGGUCUACAAAAUGAUGUGCGACGGGCCGUCGGGCAGCCACCCGAGCUACACCCCCUACCCGCGCCACGUGCUCGCCGCCGCCGCCCCCCUCUCCCCCAGGAAACCCCCCAAGAUGGCCGACGACGAAGACUUCCCCAAAUCCGUCAAACUACUCGACAUCGUCACAAAUGAGAUGACGGAGUUAACCGUCUCAAUCAUCGCUGUACUCAUCGGCUCAAAACCUGACUUAUUCUUCUUACAAACUAACUUUAACUUAAAUUGUAUCGAUUUAAAUAAUUGUACCAAAUGUACUGACGAAUCCAAGCAUGCCGCUAAGCGAAAAAUUGAAGAUAACAGAUGUUUUCUAAAAAACCAUUGGCAUUACUUCAAAACUGUACUCGGACAAAGUAUUCAAAGCUGCAAAUCACGGUAUUUAAACUAUUCAGAAAUUAACGGCAACGACACUAAAUGUAUCGUACCUGAUUGUAACAAACGUAUGAAAGAGUGUAAAUGUGAGGUGGUCCCGUAUUCGGAUCCUUUAGAGAAUAAGAUAAAAUGCCAAUGUCAGCCUUCUAAUCCGUACUCGAGUGGCAUAGGUUUCGGUAUAGAUCCUAAAGUAGGCGUGGAUUGCAGAGGAAAUCCUGUAGCGAUCGAUAAAGGUACACAUGAAAUGCUUUACAGCCCCGGGCUGUACGCCCUGGGGCCGCUGACGGCCGAUAAUUUCGUCCGGUUCAUUCCGGGCGGCGCGCUGGCGGCCGUGGCGCACAUGCACAAGGAAAGAAAGAAUGAGUGGACUGGUAUAUGUUGAUAAUUGUGAUGAAAUUCUUUUUACAAUAAAUAUUUUUUUAUACCUGAA